AUGUUCUCUAUUUUCCUCUGUCUCUCAGUAAGUGAUUACGUCGAGCUUGACCAAAAUGAUUCUGUGUUAACUGAUCUUGGUUGUACAAGUUUCGUUUCACUUCUAAAUACUGCGUAUUACUAUCAUGAAGGAUCAGCUUCAGAAAAUUUAUGUAUUCAAGUUCGUGGCGGUGCAGUUUUCAAAGGAGAAGAACUUCAAAUCACUUACUAUGAUGAAACUAAUGGUAUUUCAAAUACUGACAGUGGCUUUGCAGUUUUCUUCGGACCUACAGCUAAAAACAUAAUCAAGGUAUCUCCAGUGAACCCGCAAGGUAUCGGAAUUUAUACAAUUUACUUCACAUUAAAAAAAGGAAUUCUUACUUAUCUUUCAAAUAGCAAAUCAAUCAAUGUCAACAUCCUUUCAAAGUCCGAUGGUGCAUAUUUUUAUCAUUUUUCCAACAAUCGUACUGCAGAUGUAUCCAUUUCUUUAAGUAAUUGGGUUGUUGCAACUUUUAACACUUAUGAAGUUGAAGACGGCUUCCAUACUACCGCAUCAUACUAUAGUACGUUCAUUACUGCAGUAUGUAUUGUAUCCGGCAUCGGAAAAUUCGCGAAAGUUAGAAUAGAUACUAAUUCUGAAGAUUGGGUGAACCCAUUUGAUGGAUAUUUCAUUACUGAUCUUCCACAAAGAAUUACUGAAUCGCAAUUGAAGCAAUUUGGAAUAAGUUAUUGGUUAUAUAUUAUUAUAUUUGUUUGUUGUGUCAUUAUUAUUGCUUCUUUACUCACUAUUAUCAUUUUAUGCUGCAGAAAGAGGAAAGUGGCAGCUGAAAACGAGGAAGAAGAAGAUCGAAGAGACAUACAGCCAAAUAGUGGCCUUAUGUACCUUCCAGAUAGAAUUACUGCAGCGUUUCAGCCUGGAUUUCCUGACCAGGACGUUGUUGUCCCGGAUGAAACGAAAAAUGAACAAUAUAUUCAAUAUCCUGAACCAAUUCCUUCUCCAAACGUGGAGCCAAAGAAUUUCGAUGAUGCACAGCCUUGUGUCAACCCUUAUCAAUAG
Trichomonas vaginalis G3 is the source of this 1035-nucleotide messenger RNA. RefSeq lists its product as uncharacterized. The record is from RefSeq and is a predicted model, not a curated record. NCBI's taxonomy places the organism in Eukaryota, Parabasalia, Trichomonadida, Trichomonadidae. Bases 1 to 1035 code for a protein of 344 amino acids. The transcript has a single exon.